GCAUCCGCGCCGGUGGUGUCUUAAACCUGGGCCCAAUGAACGAGAAAAAGAAAGUUCCAGAUGGGAGUCAAAUUAUUUGAGGACAGCCUAAUGGUGAUUCAUAUGGCCUUAAGAAAAUCUCAACGGUCAGAAGGUUAAAUCGGCAUAAAUCGGUGGGGAUCCUCGCUUCCAGGUAAAUUACGUCCAUUGUAAAGUGUUUUGGAAGUCCUAAGCACAAACGUAGUGCCUUUCAUUCUAAUACAACUAGUGUCCGAAGCUUCUAUGGGGCACACCUGAGAAUAAAACACUCCUAAAUUCUAAUAUUUGGACGAACGUACAUUUUUAUACCACCGAAAGUUAUCCUCGCACACCUAAUCUUCCACUGCUCAACUUGCGCGAAAUGUCCAUUGCACGAACUCUUUUGUCGCAAUAUAUUGAGUAUCCGACCACUAGUUAAGAGAUCCGUUAUAAAUAACUUCAAAAUACUUGAGUGACUCUUCGUGCGGGACAUCUUCUUGAUCAUAGUUUAACGAUAUGUGUAUUGGGUCUUUGAUGGAAAAAAAGAAUAGCACACUUAUUAGCAUUCAGGAUAGCAUUUGCAUUCAGGUGGAAGCUAUCCAGCCAGCCUACCAGUUUCCUUAAAUAUGACAGCAAAAUUUGGUAAAGGGAGCAAAUGUCACUAGCCAUAGCAAAAAAAAAAAGGAAUGUCAUCAGCAAGAACAUAUGUACUUCCCUGAAUGAACGGGUAUGGUGCUCAGUAAAAAAUUAAACAAAAUCGGUCCAAGUACCAAUCCCAGAUGCACACCUCUUGUUUGCUGGUGUUUACGAGCAGAAAAGCCACUUGGAAAACAAUCGAAUCUCCUCUCUCUCCAAAAUUUAUUCACCGAUUCUACAAUAUAACCUGGAAAGCCGUGGCCCUGUAACCGAGUUAUUAAAAUUGUCGGUUCAGUACAGUCUUACGCUUUAGAUAUGUCUAAGGUAACUAAAGCCGCGUUCUGGUAUUUGUGCCAGGCGACGUUAAUGCGAAUUUCAAGGUCUACGUGCACGUGUCAUACUGAAAAACCGCAUCUAAAUACAAUUUGAAAGCGACUCAACAACUCAUUUUCAUUAAUAAACUCUAUUAUAUGCCCAUGAAGCACCCUUUCAGUAACUAUCACUAUAUUUGACCUUAACGCAAUUUCUCUUAUGUUGUACGAGAUAUCGCAUACCCUGCCACUUGCUUUCUAAGUAACGAAAUAUAUCUGGCGAUCUUCUAUUCAUGUGGUAACCAUGCGUUGUUCUCUCUUGCGAUUUUCUUUUUCUUUAUCUCAAUUGAAUGCCCUGAUUACCUUUCCACGUUAGUGAUAUUCAUGUGCUUUCGCAAUAAAUUAGCGUUCCAGCAUGUGUACAGCCUAUCACAGAUAAUGUGCUGAGCAUACGUUGCAUAUGAUACGCGUAAACAUCCAACUUCAUGCGACUCCCUCGGUAUGUACCAAGCUUGUGUAUGUUCAUAGAAAUGUUCAAUGCUUCAUUAUAUAUAUCGUACUCUUGUUCACUGUGUUUGUUAUCUUUUCUUCUAAGCUACGAUUAGGAGGUAGACGUCAGUUAAGGCGAACCUCAAGAGAAAAAAGAUAUCAUAGCUGGAUUAAUAAAUUACCCUUCUACAAGACCGCGAAGAACUGCUCUUAACCCCCACAGGAUGCUCGAGGCACCUGGUGAUGAUGAAACGGCGAAGGCCAGCCCACCAAAUAAUCGACGGAGUUCCAAGAUGCAUUUGCAUCAAUCCAGACAGGCUAAGAGAAAAUCUCAAGUUCAGAGCGCAGAACGGAGACGUCGUGCAAACAACGUUCCCGAAGAGUGGAACGCAUUGGUUGAUGUACAUCACACACCUCAUACUCAGAGCGGGACAACCCAUCACCUCGUACGCGGAGUUCGCCAAAGAAUGGCGCUUCCUGGAGUACAUGGACAUCAAGGACUGGACCUCGUCUCUACCGCUGAGAACCUUCGCUACACACCUGCCGUUGGACAAGCGUGUAAUGAGCGGAGAAGGAAAGUACGUCUACCUCGCCCGCAAUCCAUGGGAUGUCUGCGUCUCCUUCUACAACAUGGCGAUCAACCUUAGCUUCUUCGAAUUCCAAGACGGAACUUUUGCAGAUCUAGUCCAAACUUUCGUGAGUGGCAACUUCGGCUACGGCGACUAUUUCGAACACGUAGCCGCGGGAUACGCUCUUAGGGAACAGCCGAACGUGUUCUUCACUACUUACGAGGAACUCAAGAAGAACACGCGCGAGGUCGUGCUCAGGCUUGCGUAUUUUCUGGGAGAGCAGUAUGGCCUGGCUCUGGAAGAGGACGAAGUGUCGCUCCAAAAGUUUCUGGAAAGAUCGCAGCCCGAUUACAUGCGAGGCGUAGUGGUGAUUGACUUUAGCGGUAAGGCUAACCCCCAGUGGGAAGAGAUGCUCUCGCAGAAGAAAGUCACCUGCAAAGAAGGCUAUGAAGGAGACGAGAACAAGUACUCGUACGUGAGGAGCGGCAAAGUAGGAAGCUGGAAGGAUUGCUUCACACCCGAUCUGCUCCGGUUGAUGGAGAAUCGGAUUCUGGAGGUUGAGAAGGAGUCCUCCUUCAUGAACCUAUGGAAGGAGAUCGAGCUGAAGCGAUUAGAACCAUGCAGAAUUCCGAAUAACUGGUUGUACUCACAUUUUGCCCCUCUUAGCAUGGUUUUGUAUUUCAGUACCCUCGCAUGGCAGAAUUCUUUCGCUGAAAGGUGCGACCAGCUCUUCAAAUUUAUGAAUGGAAUAAACUUUAUAGUGCACGGUUGCCUUUCGUGAGUGGCCUCCUUAUUCCAGG
Messenger RNA from Dermacentor andersoni, 2802 nucleotides. RefSeq names its product 3-beta-hydroxysteroid sulfotransferase-like. The record is from RefSeq and is a predicted model, not a curated record. Gene Ontology annotation, molecular function: sulfotransferase activity. Lineage: Eukaryota; Metazoa; Arthropoda; Arachnida; Ixodida; Ixodidae.